Aethina tumida (small hive beetle) is the source of this 3294-nucleotide messenger RNA. RefSeq lists its product as uncharacterized. The record is from RefSeq and is a predicted model, not a curated record. NCBI's taxonomy places the organism in Eukaryota, Metazoa, Arthropoda, Insecta, Coleoptera, Nitidulidae. Gene Ontology annotation, molecular function: iron ion binding; monooxygenase activity; heme binding. The transcript has 16 exons. The coding region runs from base 107 to 3220 and encodes 1037 amino acids.
UAUUUAAGGAACCAACAGCGAUUGUACGCAUUUCACGUGUUGUGGACAACAUCAAGACCUUGAUUUUUCUUAUUUUGAACGUAACGAAUAUUUGUCCCAUUUCAUCAUGGGUUUCGCUGCAGAACUGACAGCGGCACUUGCACUUGUUGUGGUGGUGUACUGGUGGUUUAAACAUGUGAUCGGUGUAAGAAAUAAAUUGAAAUGGUGCAAGAAGAAAGAAGGCCUUCCUAUUGUAGGAACUGCAUUCGAUUUUUCAGGAGGGUCAACUGAGCACUUACCGACCUUUCAAAAAAUGAUCGACAUGAGUAAUGGAGAUAAAUAUGUUUUAUUUGAAAUUGUUUACAGACCUCAUUUGCUAAUAACCAAUUAUAAACUUUUAGAAUUUGUUUUGGGAUCAAAUUCGUUAAAAUUGCUUAAUAAAUCAGACGUUUAUCAUUAUUUACACAGUUGGUUAGGAACUGGACUUUUAACAUCUGGAGGGGCUAAAUGGAAGUCCAGGAGGAAAAUUAUAACUCCAACUUUCCACUUCCAAAUAUUAGAACAGUUUAUUGAAGUAUUUGAGGCGAAUGGAAAUAUUAUGAUGAAAAAAUUGGAACAGGAAAUUGGCAAGGAUAGUUUUGAUAUGUAUCCCUAUAUCACUUUGUGUGCUUUAGACAUCAUUUGUGAAACUGCAAUGGGAGUAUCAAUUAACGCUCAAGAUUUCGCCCACUCUGAUUACGUGAAUAGUGUGAAAGAAAUGUGCAGAAUAAUUGUCGAAAGAUCAUUUUCCCCCAUUGAAAUGUUUGAUGUUUCGUAUAAAUUUACAAAAAAUUACCAAACCGAGAAGAACGCCCUUAAGAUUUUACACGACAAAACGAACAGUGUGAUAAAUCAGCGCAGAGAACAAUUAAAAAAUAAGGAGAACAAAAUGGCGGAGAAAGAUGAUGAUGUUGGGGUUAAGAAGAAAAUGGCAUUUUUAGAUAUGCUUCUACAGACGACUGUAGAUGGGAAGCCUUUAUCUAAUGAGGAUGUGAGGGAAGAAGUUGACACAUUCAUGUUCGAGGGACAUGAUACUACUGCAUCAGCUAUGACUUUUGUAGCUUAUUUGUUGGCAAACAAUCCAGAAGUUCAAAAACUUGCUUAUGAAGAGCAGUGUAGCAUAUUUUCUGACGAUAAAAAUAGGCCAACCACCAUGAGAGAUUUGCAAGAAAUGAAGUACCUUGAAAACGUUAUAAAGGAAACAUUAAGAAUGUAUCCAUCAGUGCCGUUCUAUGCCAGAUGUGCAGCAGAAGAUAUAGAAUACGAAGAAGGAAAAAUUAUACCAAAAGGCACAAACCUCGUUAUAUUCACUUACGGGGUUGGCAGAGACAAGGAUUAUUACCCAGACCCAGACAAAUUCAACCCAAGCAGAUUCGACCAGAUGGAUGGAAAAAGUCCUUACUCUUACAUACCUUUCAGUGCUGGCCCACGUAACUGUAUCGGACAAAAAUUUGCAAUGCUUGAAAUGAAGUGCACUAUAUCAAAAUUAAUUAGACACUAUGAACUUAAACACAGCAUACCAGAACACACACUGAAGCUGGCUGCAGAAACCGUAUUGAAAUCGGCAAAUGGUGCCCGAAUUAGGAUUAAACCAAAAACAAUUGCAAACAUUUCAUAUGUUGAGGGCAAUCUAAAGACCUUGAUUGUUCAUACUCCGAAUAAAACGUAUAUUCGUCCCAUUUAUUUGAUCAUGGGUUUCGCUGCAGAACUGACGGCGGCACUUGCUCUUGUUGUGGUGGUGUAUUGGUGGUUUAAACAUGUUAGUGGUGUAAGAAAUAAACUUAAAUGGUGCAAGAAGAAGGAAGGCCUUCCGAUUAUUGGUAACGCGUUGGAAUUUUCAGGGGGAUCAACUGAAUACCUACCAACCCUUCAAAAAAUGAUCGACAUCAGUCAUGAAGACAAAUACGUAUUUAUUGAAAUUGCUUACAGGCCAUUUUUGGUAAUCACCAAUUACAAACUUUUAGAAUUUGUUUUGGGUUCAAAUUCACUAAAACUGCUUAACAAAUCCGAUGAUUACCAUUAUCUACACAGUUGGUUAGGAACUGGACUUUUAACAUCUGGAGGAGCUAAAUGGAAGGCAAGAAGGAAGAUUAUAACGCCAACAUUUCACUUCCAAAUAUUGGAUCAAUUUAUUGAGGUAUUUGAAGCCAAUGGAAAUAUUAUGAUGAAGAAACUAGAACAGGAAAUUGGCAAGGAUAGUUUUGAUGUGUAUCCUUAUAUAACAUUGUGUGCCUUAGACAUAAUUUGCGAAACUGCUAUGGGGGUAUCAAUUAACGCUCAAGACUUCAAGGACUCCGAGUACGUGAAUAGUGUAAAAGAUAUGUGCCGAAUAAUUGUUGAAAGAUCAUUUUCCCCCAUAGAAAUGUUUGAUAUAUCAUAUAAAUUCACUAAAAAUUACCAAACAGAGAAGAAAGUACUUAAGAUUUUACACAACAACACGAACAGUGUGAUAAACCAGCGUAGGGAGCAGUUAAAAAAAAAGAACGAAGCAAUGGAGAAGGAAGAUGAUUUUGGAGUUAAAAAGAAAAUGGCAUUCUUAGAUAUGCUUCUACAAGCAACAGUCGAUGGAAGACCUUUAACCAAUGAAGAUGUACGAGAAGAAGUCGACACAUUUAUGUUUGAGGGGCAUGAUACUACAGCAUCAGCUAUGACUUUCGCAGCUUAUCUGUUGGCAAACAAUCCAGAAGCUCAAAAACUGGCUUAUGAAGAACAAUGUAACAUAUUUUCUGGCGAUAAAAAUAGGCCAACCACCAUGAGGGAUUUGCAAGAAAUGAAGUACUUGGAGAACGUGAUAAAGGAAACAUUAAGACUAUAUCCAUCAGUGCCGUUCUAUGCAAGAUGCGCAAGCGAAGAUAUAGAAUAUGAAGAAGGAAAAAUCAUACCACAAGGCACAAGUGUCGUCAUAUUCACUUAUGGAGUUGGCAGAGACAAGGAUUAUUAUCCAGACCCAGAAAAAUUCGAUCCAAGCAGAUUUGAGCAGAUAGAUGGAAAAAGUCCUUACUCUUACAUACCUUUUAGUGCUGGGCCUCGAAACUGCAUUGGCCAAAAAUUUGCCAUGCUUGAAAUGAAGUGUACUAUAUCAAAAUUAAUUAGACAUUAUGAACUUAAACCUAGUGUACCAGAACACACGGUGAAGCUGGCUGCAGAAACAGUAUUAAAGUCAGCAAAUGGCGUCCGUAUUAAAAUUAACAAACGUGGUUAGAUGUGAAGAGAUCUUAUCUAACAUUUUGAGUAUAAAUUUUAUGUUGUAAUAAAAUUUUUAGGUUGUUGUAGUUA